AUGACAUCCUCGGCAACGCCUUCGACCCUGUCGCACAGCAUACCGACCCUCCCAUUUGCAAGCAAGCUCAGUGAGCAGCUCUCGCAACGGCAGGGCCAAAGUGAAUCCAGAACCGAGACAGAAACUGUAGGGGAAGAGAAGGGCUAUUCACUCGGGUCUCCGUUGCGUCCGUCACCGAAAUCACGCUCCCUGUCCGACGCGGCACGAUCCUUGUCCUCUCCAAGACCCAAUUCAGAAGAUAAGAGACCAUCAAGUAAAGAUGAUACUUCUCUUUCAUUAACGCCUGAAACGCCUCAACGGCUAUCUAUGCAUCCGGGAUUAUCGUUGAAUGUGAAUUCAAAGACUACUGCUUCUCCUUCGUUGGGAAACCGUACUCCUCUUUCCCCGAAGCUGGACUCGUCUCAGAUUUACGGCUGCCCUGGGUCGGUUUUGCCCCGACGCUCAAGAGGUCUUGAUUUCUCUCGUGCUUGCACCAACCUUCACCAUUCGACGUUGGCUGAAUCCUCCCCGGACUCAUCACCGGUAAUAGGCGGGCGAGGCAUGAGCAUCCCACAACGUCGUGGUUCGCCCGGAUCAACAUCGGGGCCUCCGUUCUCAACCUCAGGUCCUGCAGACAAAACCGCUAUUUCCAGUUCAGUGUCCAGUGUCAACAUGAUGGAAUCAGAUACAAGUAGUAGCGAGGAAGAUGAUGAGACGAUGGAGAAAGAUGAUAUGAUGAUCAUCAAUACACCGCAGGCAAAUAAGAUUAGCGGAGGGCCCAGUCCUUUCGCGGUCGGGAAUGUGCCAAGUCCUGGGAAUGACUGGAUGGGCGGUUAUUCACAAGCAGCUACCAGCCUCAUGAGCUUUCAGCGAGCCCGAUUCCGCAAAGGCCGCGGCAGCAGACAAAGCUCUAGCAGCGCCAGUGGGAACAGCUCGAAACCCAGCCCCGGCUCGCAUUCUCCGCCUGUGAUAAAAAGUAUCGAGAAUCAAAACGGGGGCUACUUUGGCGCAAAAGCAGGUUUAGGCCCUCGGCGUGAGAGCUUGAGUCUAGGCACUCGUGAUCUGCGCCUAUCUGACCUUAGUGAUGAGGGAGAAACUCGUGGCGCGCGGGGACAUAGCCCAAGUGCACCGAACUAUGAGGGUGGACCUUUGGGUGUGAUUAGGCGUGCUGUAACCCGACGUGGGAGUUUGCUGCCGAAAACAAAGACAUUUGCACGUAUUCGGGCUGCUCUUUUAGAAGAAACUGCCCCUAUUGAUAGCGAGGCGAAACGUGAGGCAGAGGUGAUCCGUCAAGUUCGCGAGAGUGAGCCCGAUAUUCCUCAGAAGUCGCCAAGCUUGGACGGAUUCUCAUUUGGCAAUCCAUUCCAACCAGCCGAGCCCCUGAAAAUUGUGGGGGAUCUGUCUGCCAAGCUUGGGGCUUCUGCUCCGGACGAACCCAGCUUCAGUGAGGAGGCACAUCGACAUUCCGGUGGUCCUGAGUUUUGGAACUCAUUUGAUGAGCGCUAUCGCACCCCUCCACCAACCUUGCGUCGACCGGGAACAUCAGUUUCGGAGGAUGAUUUGGCCAUGGAUAUUACACCGGCGGCAGUCAAGUCCACAGGUGCAGAGUUUGUGAAACCAGGCGAAAGACCCAGCUCACGAUCCUCAACACCCUAUGCCUCUCACUCCGGCAGCAUUACCGAGUUCAAGAGGAAACGACAGCGCGAGGACGAUUUUGACCCCAGUCUUUUCAAGAGAAGGGCGGUCUCUCCGAGCUUGAGUGUCCAAAGCAGCCCCGUCAUGCCAAACUCGCCAGUCGUGAAGGAAACGGGUUCCAGCAUUUGGGGCCCAGCGCCCAAAUCAAAUCUCGGAUCUCUUUUCCCAGAUCGCCCUGGCACUGAAACUCCAAGUCGUGGAGCUUCCAACACGGUCCAUACAGGAACGUUGAAGCGGGUUGGUUUGCAGGGUAUGACCGAGGCUAAUGAUGGUUUCAUGAAUAUGAGCAUCGAAUAA
Messenger RNA from Aspergillus tanneri, 1971 nucleotides. RefSeq lists its product as uncharacterized. Bases 1 to 1971 code for a protein of 656 amino acids. Gene Ontology annotation, cellular component: site of double-strand break. The record is from RefSeq and is a predicted model, not a curated record. The transcript is spliced from 2 exons. NCBI's taxonomy places the organism in Eukaryota, Fungi, Ascomycota, Eurotiomycetes, Eurotiales, Aspergillaceae.